AUGAAGAUACAUAAAUGCUUUAUGUGUAACUAUUUACUGAAAAUAGUUAAGAGGAAAAGGAAAAAAAAGAGGUGCGCCAGAAUUCGCAACACACUUGUGCACAGGGAGAGAGGAGAGGAGACAGAUGCUCUGCAGGGAACCCAUUCGAAUAGCACAGAUAGCAACAGGAGUAGUUUUCUCGAAACUGAUCCAGAGGAGCAGGUGUUACCUGCUUUGGGAAAAGUGCAAUCAAAGGAAGAUAUUGGGGUGAGUGAUGAUACCACGGCGGUGGAGUGUAAUGCGGAUGAGUCUUUCCACAUUAGCUGCCUUCCUAUUUGCAACUUCAAUUCAGAUCACAAUGAAUAUCUAAAUGAGACAUUCGACAAUGAUGCCUUGGAGGAAGUAGCUGAUGUGCAUAGCUGCAUAGGAAGCAACCCCCACAAGGUGAACCAUCACAUCGCAGAGGAUAAUCAACACAGCAAGGGAGGAGCUCGAUACUCGUGUAUUCUUGUACGUGUGUGUGAACAGAAUGGAAAAUCUGCCCCGUGCCUUAGGACCUUGAUCAAGCGGAAAGGCAUAAAUGCAAACUACUCACUGGAUAGGCAUUACCUCACAUUUGUGGCUCAGUACCGAAUUGGGCAGAUAAAAAAAGAUAUCAUGAGGGUUAUCUGUUUUGUGCGUUUUUUCCUAUCACGAAGGAAGAAUCAGAGGGCCAUCAAUUUGAUGCAGGAGAUUAAGAAAUGGGAAAGUGGACCACGUAACAUCGCACCCAUGUGGAGCGACCUGCACCAUCUGUAUAAGCGGCAAAUGAGGAAAAUAAACCGAAGGAAGUGUUUCUAUAGUAAUCAUAUUUUGGAAACCCGUAAAAGGAGAUCACGGGCACUGUUCAAUAAACUGGUUAAGCAUAGUGUGCGAGUUGUGCACAUGCUAGAAAUGGAAAAAAUUAGACGCAAAAGAUUUAUUGAUCAGACCAAUAUAGGACCUUUCCAUCAGGCAGACAUCACCAAAAUUAUGAAAAACAAAAUUGUGAAAAAUAAACACUUAAAUAGUAUAAUUGAAUUAUGUCAAAGGUACGUUAAUCUUGUGGAUAGCUCCCUUUUUUGCAUUAUGAGCAGGAUGGGAAAGUCUGUUGUGAGAAUUGGUACACAGGAGAUGAAGUGUCAUCGCAAGAAUAUUAUAACCACUGAUCCACUAUUACGUAGAAGGGUCAACCUAAUGAAUUACCAAACCAAUGACGGUGUUGAGAAGCGUAAAAGGGGGAGAGAGUUCUUUAAAGGGCCUCACAAAGGACUGUCUACUGAUAAAGCAAGUCUGUCCGUUUUUAAUGAAAAUGUUUUGGGGACUCAUUUUUGUGACGAAUCCAGGGUAGACCCUUCUUCCAUUGGUAUGAUAAAGGGUUGGGAACAGGAAAACACAAAACUGAACUUGACAAUUUCGGAUGAUAUACGGAUAGAUACAAACGGACGCGAAGGGAACCAACAGAAAAGCUCCAUGAGCACGCACGGUGGAACAGAAUUAACCAAACAGGACAAAAUAUAUAUCACCGUUCAGCUGGGGUAUGCUCUAGGAAGCAGAACAAUGCGCAAAGGAAAGCGAACCGGUAAGUGCUCUCGUGUGUUUCUUACAUGUAGAGGUAAAACACGCGUUAAGAAAAUGCACAGCACGAAGUGUGGCCCUAUUGGGGGAAAGAAAAAAAUAAGUGUCAAGGAUGUACACGAUAGAAAUAAUAAUUACAAAAUGUGCAAUGUAGAGAAAAAUAGAAAUCCUCCAGGAGGGGGAACUAAAAUGUGGCAAUUGUAUUUGCAGGAGAAUGUUAAGUGUGAACAAACUGAACAGGCUGGUGAAAUGGAAGGGGAGACAACCCUACCUGAAUAUGAUAGCUACGAGGAGUGGGUUAAUGCUGAUAAGCCCUUUGACACAAACCCUGGUAACCUAGUGGGUGGGCAGGAAACAAGAAAAGAAGGUAAUCACAAAAUAUAUGACUAUGGAACGAAGGAUCCUUGUUUGAUGAUCAACACAAGUGGAACACACAACGCAAGAUACGAUUCGUCCAAGGAAAGCGACAAAAGGAGAGACGAUUCGGAUAAAAAAUGGGUAUAUCAGAGUGGAGAAAAAAGUGACAUAAAUCAAAACGACCUGAACUGUGUCUUGCACAGCGAAAACAAAUUUGUGCAGUGUCUACAAAGGUGCGAGUACAUCAAGGAAAACUUCAAAAUGGUGAAGCUGAUAAAAGAUAACUCCUCGAAUUUUGUGUACAAAUGCUUCGAUACAAACAACAAGAGAUACGUGGCCAUCAAAAGUGUGAAUAAAGAAAAACAACUCUCCAUUAUGAGCUAUAGUACAUAUUUAAGUAUUUACAAAAUUGUGCAGAAGAUUAAUAAUGAUAAUGUAGUAAAGAUCUAUGAUGUGCUGGAGAGUCCUUCUCACUUCUUCAUCGUCAUGGAGUUAUGUGAAGGGACAGACCUGGUCGAAUAUGUAUCCAAAGAAGAAAUUCCUUUCGAGAAGGCGAAAGAUAUUAUUUGCCAACUACUGAAUGGAAUUAACGCUCUGCAUGCAAAUUCGAUUAUUCAUAGAGAUAUUAAGCUUGACAACCUCAUGUUCAAGGACAAAGGUUUCGAGAAGCUGGUCAUAAUUGAUUUUGACAUGAGUGUUUACAUGUAUGGGCAGGUUGAUGUGCCUGUCUGGGGGGACAGCUGCUUAUAUGGCAGCUACACGAAGGAAGGUUUCGACGAGAAUGAUUUUGGUACCUGCGGGAACAGGGUCGAGGCCACUAAAGUGGAUGUCACCAAAGGGGACUGCGACAAAACAUAUUCCACCAAUCGCAGCUUGACCAAACCUAGCUUCGCCCCAAACAGCGUACACGCCAAUUCCGUGGAAGUGAACGAGGCCCUUCCAAAAAGCUCAUGCAACUGCGAAUAUAUCGCGAGCGAGGACGUCGCAAAGAGGGAGGACAAUGUGCUGCGCAGGAGCCAAUUCCUGACGAACAACUUCUACUCGAAUAACACAUACAUCAACAAAAUCAUGGGAAAUAAUGAGGACCGAAAAAAUUGUGUCAUGUACCCUCCCUACUCUGAUAGUUAUAUAAAGAUUCACAAGACCAACAAAAAAACGACCUCCUUUAAUUACAAUUAUAUAAAUCAGAUAGAGAAUAGAUUCUUAUCUGCAUGCACAGGCAACACGGAAAAGACGUUCAUUAACGAAGGAGACAAAGUGAUUUACAAUGAUCUGAUUAUUGGGACGAAGGAAUACAUGUCUCCGUACUGCUUGAAGGGAAUAUAUAGUAUAAAGACAGACAUAUAUAGCAUUGGAGUUACUAUUUUUUUAAUUCUUUUUAAGAAUUUCCCCUACUUGUUUGAAGAAAAAGGUAUCAACAAAUGGCACAAUGAAGUGAUUAAUAAAAAUAAGGACAUUGUGAUUCCUUUUUCCUUUCUGUUCCAUAACAUAACGUGCACUUAUUUUGUAAAAUUAAUGGACGUACACCUAAUGCACAAUAAUAUUUAUUUUUGCAAAAAUAGUUGCCUGUUGGACAACAAUUUGAAGGAAAUUGAGAAAUUACGGAACAUCAAAAUAGACUUUAAUCAGAUCAAAAUCAAUGCCAAAAAUAUUUACCUGAUUGAGAUUUUGAAGCGGUCUUUAUCGCUCGACCUCGACGAUCAGUAUAGUAGCGUUUCCGAAAUUUUGGAAAACAAAAUUUUCGCCUGA
Molecule: messenger RNA, 3681 nt
Organism: Plasmodium fragile
Lineage: Eukaryota; Apicomplexa; Aconoidasida; Haemosporida; Plasmodiidae
Product: serine/threonine protein kinase
Exons: 1
Coding region: 1-3681 (1226 amino acids)
Biological process (GO): protein phosphorylation; mitotic DNA damage checkpoint signaling
Cellular component (GO): nucleus; cytoplasm
Molecular function (GO): ATP binding; protein serine/threonine kinase activity
Source: RefSeq, a predicted model, not a curated record